CGUCGUAGAAAGACAUAGAUUAAUCCUUUGUAAAAAAAAAAUACCGUAUGGAGAUAUGUAUAUUUUACUCUAUCUCGUUAUGUGGAAAAGAGAGACAUCCUGAAAUAUCGAGCUUAUCAACUCGAGUGCUUUUUUCCUGGGACCAGAGAAAUUCCUUUUGGCUCCUCUACAUUUGGUGGUGUGUACGGAUUUUCAUGUACAAAGAAAAAAAAAUGAGUCAAGAGUAACGUAAGGUGUUUGCAUGCUUCAUACAACCUAAUUGAUUUGUACUUUUCAUGUUGAAUAUACAGCCAGCUCUCUUUCAGCGACGUGCCUUUCUAAAGUAGAGCGUUUGUGCCGAUUUGUUGAUUAUUAUAUAUCCAUGAUUCGUAUAUAUCCAUUCAAUAUCGUCACGUCUCUUGUAUGCUCGAUACCGGUUGCCCUCGAGCAUCCCGUGUUAAGAUGACGGUGUCCGUCUUGUGUGCAGGUUUAGGCCUCGGUGCGUCUUCAACCGGCAGACGAGAUUCCUUUGAUAGAAAUACUUCAGCCUUCAGUCCAAGCUUGGAAUAUAGCCGGGCGAAGUGGCCUCAGAGUUACGGCGCCCUCGGUACAGUUACCGCGUCACCGAGUCCCCUGGGUUUGUCAUUAACACCGCCGCCGACUUUAGGGGGAUCUUUGGGUGGUCUUGUCGGAGGUGCCAGUCGAGUAUCAGCAGCUCCCGGUGCCGAAGCCAAGUUCCGCGCCAGUGCGGUACCCACACUAACAGCCAACGGAGUGUUUGGCUCUAGUAGCUCUCUUUUUCCCAAUCUCGUAGGCAAGCCCGGCCGUGGAGGUGCCGCUAAUAUCAAUGACAAAAAUUCCGGAGGACGAUCCCGUCUGUUGGAAGAUUUUCGAAAUAAUCGUUUCCCGAGUCUUCAGUUGCGCGAUUUGGCUAAUCAUAUAGUCGAGUUCAGUCAAGAUCAGCAUGGUUCGCGAUUCAUUCAGCAGAAAUUGGAACGAGCCUCAGCCAGCGAGAAACAGCUCGUGUUCCAAGAGAUCCUCUCGUCUGCAUAUUCUCUCAUGACAGAUGUCUUCGGAAAUUACGUCAUUCAGAAGUUCUUUGAAUACGGCACACAGGAACAAAAAUCGACUCUUGCCCAAAAGGUUCGCGGACACGUCCUUCCGUUGGCGCUACAGAUGUAUGGCUGCAGAGUCAUACAGAAGGCACUCGAGUCGAUCGGACCGGAACAACAGCAGGAAAUCGUGCGAGAACUGGAUGGGCAUGUGUUGAAGUGCGUCAAGGAUCAGAACGGGAAUCAUGUUGUACAGAAAUGCAUCGAGUGUGUUGAACCGCGAGCAUUGCAGUUCGUGAUAGGAGCUUUUGCGGGACAGGUAUACUCUCUGAGUACUCAUCCGUACGGUUGCCGAGUGAUCCAACGUAUCCUCGAGCAUUGCACUCCAGAACAAACUCAAGGAAUCCUGCAAGAGUUGCAUGCCGCAACUGACCAACUAAUUCAGGAUCAAUAUGGCAAUUACGUCAUUCAACAUGUGCUUGAGCACGGAAAACCAGAGGACAAAGCACAAUUAAUCGGCAGCGUUAGAGGCAAAGUACUCGCUCUUUCCCAGCACAAGUUUGCGAGCAACGUCGUCGAGAAAUGCGUGACUCAUGCUACAAGACAGGAACGUGCUGUACUGAUUGAGGAAGUUUGCGGCUUCAACGAUAACGCGUUGAAUGUGAUGAUGAAGGAUCAGUAUGCCAAUUACGUCGUCCAGAAGAUGAUCGACGUCGCGGAGCCGCAGCAACGCAAGAUACUGAUGCAUAAGAUUCGGCCGCAUUUGGGAAGCUUGCGCAAGUACACAUACGGCAAGCACAUCAUCGUUAAACUGGAGAAGUUUUUCAUGAAGACCGCUUCGGCGAUGGGAGUAGGAGCAACGCCUGCUGGUACAUCGACGAACAGCGGAGGCGGCGAUCUCGGGCCGAUCGGACCGCCCGCGUCCGCCGCGUCCGGCCCGGUCUCGACGUCGAGCCAGCAAUCAACGCAAGUUUUAUAAACGCACGUGCGCGGGAUCACCUCCCACCGCGGAAAAGGAAGAGAGUUCCGCAAGGAGAGAGGCAAGAAGAACCGCACGUCGCGUUAAGUACUACCACCACCAACCCUAUCUUUUUACCUUAGCGAGAUCUGUUCUCUAUCUAUCGACGGGAAUGACGUAUUUCAACGAAUUUCCCACGUUUUUUUCUUUCCUCGUUUUGCCCCGUGUCCUUCGAAGGCAAGAGAAAAAAAAAGAGGCGGAAAAAAAAACUUCUCGGACGAUUGUUUCUCGUGAGAAAUUUGCUAAUGUAACGAUCUUUCUUAUUUUUGCAAUCGUGAAGUCGACGACAAUUUGUACAGUAAAAAAACCCACAGCUUCACUUCGGGACCCGGGCAACGCGAGAUCACGUUAUGGCGAAGUCUGUUCUAACGAGAACCCCACGGAAAAACAGUCCGUAGAAACGAGGAUAGAGAUACGUUGUAGCGCAUUUUUCUAUCGUUUUGCAAUACGUACCCCUCCCCUACACGGGAGGGAGUAUCACGUGCGUAGAGAUAUUCGCAUUACCGAGUGUAUUGAGCAUACCGAGUAGACGUUGCACUAUGAUUUCUGAUUUGCAGACAAUGUUUCUCACGAUCGGCUCGACGAGUUUCAAAUACGUUUCACGACCAAUCGCGCACGCUGAGCCAAGCCACUGAGGCUUGAUGUCUCGUGCCGUAUAAGAAUGCAUUAAAUUUCGUACAGAUCCCUAAGAGAGGAUCGCUCGAUUGAAUUAUCGUGCAGAGCAAUUACGCUGGAUUUAUUAGAUGCGUUACGUCCCCUCGAGUCGGUACACGGAAUAGGAAAGAUGUUUUAGGGCUCUAGAUCCUACGGCGAGAGUAAAGCAAAACGGUGUCGUUACAUGGAUGUGCGAAGCGUCGGAUGUUUCUCGUCGAGAAUUAUAACCUCGGCGAGGACGUCAACAACGAGCUUUUACGAGGGCGACGCGAUAAAAUCGCGGACAGUUUUAGAGAGUUAGGUCUUAGUGCUGCAUGCAUUUAUAUCGAAUUGUACGAGGGUUGUAACACAUAUUUACACGUACAUACAUACACAUACGCAGAGAGACAAACACGCCGCGCGUAAUGUGUGACGUUCCCGAUCUCGCGUAUACCGCGCCGCUUCCUCUCUUUUACACGCAACUGCUGCUGCUUUAGUAUUAUUUUAAAAUGCGCGGUAUGCGCCUGAUCGACGUGUCGGCAGACGAGAGAAUAGGGUUAAAACUUGAGAAGUAGAAGUCUUAGGAGUUUAUAGAUAUGUUGUUUAAUUGUAGCAUAGCGUUUGACAUGGGAAUGAAAAAACAAUCAGGCAUAGACCCCUUGGAUCUGGACAUCUGACCUGACCAUCGAUCUG
Messenger RNA from Wasmannia auropunctata (little fire ant), 3375 nucleotides. Its product is annotated as maternal protein pumilio-like. The record is from RefSeq and is a predicted model, not a curated record. The coding region runs from base 403 to 2010 and encodes 535 amino acids. Gene Ontology annotation, cellular component: cytoplasm; nucleus. Gene Ontology annotation, biological process: post-transcriptional regulation of gene expression. Gene Ontology annotation, molecular function: mRNA 3'-UTR binding. The transcript has 6 exons. NCBI's taxonomy places the organism in Eukaryota, Metazoa, Arthropoda, Insecta, Hymenoptera, Formicidae.